This is a messenger RNA of Cajanus cajan (pigeon pea), 1805 nucleotides long. Its product is annotated as DUF1005 family protein (DUF1005). The record is from RefSeq and is a predicted model, not a curated record. NCBI's taxonomy places the organism in Eukaryota, Viridiplantae, Streptophyta, Magnoliopsida, Fabales, Fabaceae.
CAUUAAUAAUUGAAUAUUAUUAUGAGAGAAGAGAGAAGGUAGGAAUUAGGAAUUAGGAAUUAGCAUGCAUGAAUGGUGGUAUUGUGAUUGAGUGGUUUUUGCCGCGAAAAGAGCCAAAAACGAGAAAAAAGAAGAUCUGAAAGGAAGUGUUUUUAAGGCAUAUUUGAUAUUUGAUAUUUGAUAUCUAAUGUAUGUUCCCGAAGCUAUGAAGUGAACAAGCAUCGACAUGGAUCCAUGCCCCUUCCUGCGUCUCAUGGUGGAAUCCCUGGCGCUCAAACUUCCCUCUCCGACAAAACCCCCACCUCUCUCCGGCGUCCACCCCUCGAGCACCCCAUGCUUCUGCAAAAUCCGCAUCAACACCUUCCCCUCCCACACCGCCCUCCUCCCCGUCUGCUCGGCGGCCGCACCCGACGCCACCACCUCCGCCCCCGCCUUCCACCUGGACCCAGCAGCCCUCCGCCGCCUCGCCGGGAAGCCCCUCGCCCUCACCCUCUCCGUCUACAACGGCCCAAUGGGCCGCAGCUGCGGUGUCCGCGGCGCCAAGCUGUUGGGGCGGGUCCAGCUGAGCCUUCAGUUCCCCACCGCCCUCUCUCGCUCCAACACCUUCCACAACGGGUGGCUCAACCUGGGCCCAGCCCACAACAAUAAACCCUCGCCCCACCUUCACCUCGUCGUCCGCUCCCAACCGGAUCCCCGCUUCGUCUUUCAGUUCGGAGGCGAACCAGAAUGCAGCCCCGUCGUUUUCCAGAUUCAGGGCAACAUAAGACAACCCGUUUUCAGUUGCAAGUUCAGCAACUACAGAUCCAGGUCCCUUCCAUCAGAUUUUACAAACAUGAAUCCAAGUAGGUGGAGAAGGUGUUCCACAGGUGAGAAAGAGCGUCAAGGGUGCAGGGACAGAAAGGGUUGGAUGAUAAUGAUCCACGACCUCUCGGGUUCACCGGUUGCCACAGCCUCCAUGGUAACCCCGUUCGUCCCAUCCCCAGGCUCAGAUCGCGUGUCCCGUUCGAACCCCGGCGCGUGGCUCAUUCUCCGGCCCAACGGCGGCUCCGUGAGUAGCUGGAAGCCAUGGGGCCGCCUGGAGGCGUGGCGAGAACGAGGCCCAGUGGAUGGGUUGGGCUACAAGGUUGAGCUUUUCUCGGAGAAGGGCCCAGCGAACGGAGUUCCCAUUGCGGAAGGGACGUUGAGUGUGAAAAGGGGUGGGGACUUCUGCAUCGAUUACAACGUGAUGAAGGACGCUGGAUUCGGUUCGAGGCUUCCCGGUGAAGAAGGGUUCGUCAUGUCUUCAAGUGUGGAUGGUGAAGGGAAAGUGAGCAAGCCUGUUGUGCAGGUUGGUGCACAGCAUGUCACGUGCAUGGCUGAUGCUGCUCUCUUCAUUGCGCUCUCUGCUGCUGUUGAUCUCAGCAUGGAUGCAUGCAGGCUUUUCUCUCAUAAACUUAGAAAGGAGCUUUGCCACCAUGAACAAGAUUAUUCCAAGUGAAACAAUUAAUUUAGUCGAUCGGUCAUUUAAUUCUUUUUGCCUUCUUCUGGGAGUGCUACCUUCAAGCUUUGACCCAUUUGGGUUGUUAGGUUCUUAGGCCUUCCUCUUCCUCUACAUACAAUUUGUUUCCUGUGUUGCAAAAAGAUAUUGUACGUAGUUGUUUCUACCUUCGAGUUGAGUUUUUUCGCCAGGCUACGUUAGAGGUGUGUGUGAUUUAACAGCUCAACAACAUUGUCUGGUUAUUGCGUGUAUAGAUCUCAACUGAAGAUUUUAAAUGUACAAAAAGAUUAAAUGCAAAUGUUUGUUUAUAAAUAUUUCAUUGCAAAUU